Molecule: messenger RNA, 1983 nt
Organism: Dioscorea cayenensis subsp. rotundata (Guinea yam)
Lineage: Eukaryota; Viridiplantae; Streptophyta; Magnoliopsida; Dioscoreales; Dioscoreaceae
Product: RNA demethylase ALKBH10B-like
Exons: 7
Coding region: 182-1828 (548 amino acids)
Biological process (GO): mRNA catabolic process
Molecular function (GO): demethylase activity; mRNA binding
Source: RefSeq, a predicted model, not a curated record
CUUAAAGGCCUUCCCUCGCCUUCCAGGAAUUCUUGAAGAGAAGAAGAGGGUUUAGUUUCAUUUUUCUUCAUUUUAAAAGUGGUUUAUAUGACUUAUUGAUUAAUUUUUUAAUUUUUAAUUUUUUUUUUGGGGGAGAAAAAGAGAAAAAAAAGGGCUGACCUGGGACACGUGUCGAGUGGAGAUGAGUCCUCCGGCGGUGGCGGCGGGAGGAUCAGUGGCGGCACCGGCGAUGGCGAUGGCUGCGGCGGUGGCGGUGCCAGAGGGGUAUGCGAGAGAGGCGAUCUUGGCGUGGUACCGAGGGGAAUUCGCAGCGGCAAACGCGAUCAUCGACGCGCUGUGCACUCAUCUGGUGGAGAUCGCCGACGGCUUGCCGGAGUACGAGGCGGUGUUCGCGGCUAUACAUCGUCGGAGGAUGAACUGGGUCCCUGUGCUUCAUAUGCAGAAGUACUACUCCAUUGCUGAUGUUACCGCCGAGCUUCUCCACGCCACGGAGACGAAGCGAGCCGCGAUGGAGGUGAAUGAGGAGCGGUCUAGGGCUUUGAUCGUUGAAGAGGCGCCCUUGAAGGAGGUCGAAGACGAUAGAACCGGAUCGACGGCUGAGAUCUCUCACCAUAAGGCCGGAGCAGAAGCCACAGCCGCAGCCACCGUCACCAUCGCCGUCGCCGAAGAUUUGUUCAGAGAUUCCAACGUCGUCGGAGACGGUGGUGCUAGCGAUGAAGGAUCUCAAGGUGCGAAAACUUCUCAAGAAAGUAACCAAAUAUCCACUGAUCAUGAGGUUUCCAUGAUUCGUCCAGAGAGGAUCAAGAUCUCCAAAGGAUUCAUGUCCAAGGAAAUGGUGAAGGGGCAUAUGGUUAAUGUUGUGAAAGGUCUUAAACUUUAUGAGGACAUAUUCACAGAAUCAGAACUCUUGAAGCUUUCUGAAUUUAUAAAUGAACUUCGUCUUGCAGGUCACAAGGGGGAGCUCUCAGGUGAAACUUUCAUUUUCUUCAACAAACAAGUGAAAGGGAACAAGAGAGAAAUUAUUCAGCUUGGCAUUCCAUUAUUUCAGCCAAUUAAACAAGAUGCCUCAAGCACUAUUGAAUCAAUUCCCGAAGUUCUGCAAACUGUUAUUGACCAUCUUGUCCAAUGGCGUUUAAUACCUGAAGGAAGGAAGCCAAAUAGUUGCAUUAUUAAUUUCUUUGACGAGGAUGAAUUCUCGCAGCCGUACUUCAAACCACCACAUCUGGAUAAUCCAAUCUCUACUCUCCUGCUUUCUGACACUACAAUGGCUUUUGGCCGUGUGCUUGCAUGUGACCACAAUGGCAACUACAAGGGCUCCUUCACACUUCCAUUGAAAGAAGGAUCACUCUUGGUGAUGCGAGGGAACAGCGCAGACAUGGCAAGGCAUGUAAUUUGUCCAUCAUCAAAUCGAAGAGUGACCAUCACAUUCGUGAAGGUUCGAUCUCCGAAUAACCAAAAUGAUACUCCCGUCAUGCCUACUACACCGACUAAAGCAAUGACCCUCUGGCAACCCGGAGUUGUGCAACAAGAGGAGAUACCAAAUGGAGGAGCCGCCAUUGGUUAUGGAUCUCAGGGUUUAAUCUCUGCAUGGGGAAUGACUCUCCGAGCUCCGGUGAUCAUGUUUGCGCCACCGAAGCCAGUGAUCAUGAAUCCUUCAAGGAAAGUUUCACGUCAUGGCACUGGAGUUUUUCUGCCAUGGACUGUUGGCCCCAAGAAAUACAUUAGGCAUCUUCCGCCGCGCAUUCAGAAGAGGAGACUUCCUGCAUUGCCUUCAUCGAUGGAAUCUCAGGUGAAUAAGAUACCUCAGAUUCCAACUGUCAUGGUGUGAAUUUUUUCCACUGCUUCUCAUUUCAGAAUAGAGUUUUUACUUUUAUUUAUUUUUUCUUUUUUGUUUGUCUGUUACUGGUUAUCCUAGUCAAGUCUCUGCCGAAUACAUAGAUAUGAGAAUUUCUUGGGGUGCCCUUGCAAGAGCUCUUUUUUUUU